Messenger RNA from Saccostrea cuccullata (small rock oyster), 460 nucleotides. Its product is annotated as large ribosomal subunit protein uL18m-like. NCBI's taxonomy places the organism in Eukaryota, Metazoa, Mollusca, Bivalvia, Ostreida, Ostreidae. The transcript is spliced from 4 exons. Gene Ontology annotation, cellular component: mitochondrion; ribosome. Gene Ontology annotation, molecular function: structural constituent of ribosome; 5S rRNA binding. The annotation marks the transcript as partial. Gene Ontology annotation, biological process: translation. The record is from RefSeq and is a predicted model, not a curated record.
AUGCCUUGAAUAUAUGAAUGUUUCUCCAAGAAGAAAAGGAUGGAGAUUUCAAACACCUUCCCGAAACUUUUAUUACAAACUCCAUAUUAAUCCUACCUCCAGCAAAGUAGAGGUUUACCUAGAACAUUCCUCAGGGAGGAAGGUCAUCUACGCUUCAUCAUCAGAGUGGGCGAUAAGGCAGUUCUUAUACAGUGCCAGAGAUGUGUCAGCGGCUGUCAAUACCGGUCGUGUGUUUGCCGAUCGCUGUCAGAAAGCCGGCAUUGUCAACGUGUAUUAUGACCCAGUCUCAGAAGGUCAUGGAGGGGAUAAGGUUAAAGCAGUGCUGAAUGCUUUGGAAGAGUCUGGCAUUAAAAUUGGAGAAGAGGAGGUCAUCGAGGGAGAAUUUAAACCUGGAAUCAAAUAUGACGGCAAAAACCGAAUCGGAUAGAAGAAACGGCCGUAUGACAUACAGAUUGUAUAA